Verruconis gallopava is the source of this 1330-nucleotide messenger RNA. RefSeq lists its product as uncharacterized. Gene Ontology annotation, cellular component: mitochondrion. The coding region runs from base 52 to 813 and encodes 253 amino acids. NCBI's taxonomy places the organism in Eukaryota, Fungi, Ascomycota, Dothideomycetes, Venturiales, Sympoventuriaceae. The transcript has 3 exons. The record is from RefSeq and is a predicted model, not a curated record.
ACCUUUCAAGACCUGAAGCUUCAUUGAUCGAUAGAGGCCAGAACAGCCAUCAUGGCUGUAGCUCCACGCUAUGUGUUGCCGCAAAUAUCGCGGCGCCUAACCAGCGUGGGGCCAAGACAGCUCACCACGCACUCCGUCGUUGCUGCUGGACGGACGAGAAGAACGGAGAAGAGUGCUCCUCAACACAAGGCCUUGGAUCUUGCAGUCCCAGCUUCUCAUGCCUCGAGCAUCGCGCAGCAUAGAAGAUUUUCUGCGACGCCGAUUCGGCCACGCGAUCACCACUUCGAUACGCUAAAGUUCGUGCAGAGGUUGAAGGAUGAGGGCUUCACUGAAGAGCAAGCGGAGGCAAUGAUGAAAGUGCUCAGCGACGUUAUUGAGGAGAGCAUACAAAACUUGACCCGAACCAUGGUCCUUCGGGAGGACCAAGAACGAGUAACAUACACGCAGAAGGUUGACUUUGCAAAACUACGCUCUGAACUGCUGACUGCAGAUUCAACGGAAUCAUCGCUGACAAGGGCGUCACACGAAAGGCUGACAAACGAGCUCGCGAAGCUCAACUCUAGGCUGAGAGACGAGGUGCAGCGGACGCAAGCUUCGCUCAGGCUGGACUUGAAUCUCGAGAAAGGCCGCAUAAGGGAGGAAGCGAAUGUGCAGGAAUUGAAGAUCAAGGAGACGGAGACGAGAAUAGAGCAAGAAACUGCGGUGCUGCGGGAAAGACUGGAGGCGGUCAAGUUCCAAACUCUGCAGUGGCUGAUUGGUGUAUGCACUGGCACAGCGGCUCUGAUCCUCGCUGCGUGGAGGCUCUUGAUAUGAAACCGUCGCGUCCGCGCGACGAAUUGUUUAUGCGUAGCGGAGGAGAGGCUUUGGUCUGUAAUCUAGCCAAGGUUCAGCGAAGAUCUGCUGGGUGUCACCGUUGAUGGCCGCCUAGGCUGGGGGCGGUUUAGUUGGAUCACACGUCGAUGAGGCGCUAAAUCAGCCCCGGACCUUGCCAAUCUGCAUAUGAAACAUGGCCAACGUCCAAUCUCGUGCCGCGAGGAAGAGACUUUUGGGCAACAAGCCACGAUAUAAGAGCCAGUUAAGCACAGCAAAGCGAAAUCACAACGGGGAGGGCCAAAAUAGGAUUGGAGUGCAGGAUGCCAGCUCAACGAGACGCUGGAUGAGCUCAUGAUCCCGGACACGUCGCUCGCGACCUCACGAGGGCUGCCGUGGGGUGCGUCGACGGCUUGCAGACGGCGACAUAUGGCACGAUAGGUCCCGCUAGCCGGCAAAAAGACCACAACGUGAUGUCUUUCGUUUGUAGAGAAAAUUUCAAGCGUGUUGGGCUUCGUCG